CGUCAACAAUCUCCAUUGGUUCAGCAACCUUGCGUUACGCUCUAGUGAUUCUGCCUUCAUUGUAAUCUGUAAAUUGAUUACACAAACAUCAACCAAGUACUUACAAGCAGUUCAGAUUAUUAGCAAAAUGCAGACCAAAGUGGUGUUCGGAGCCGUCCUGGCUUUCUUGGUUAUAGCCCAAGAAGCAAGCACGUCACAUGUGGAAGAGAUCUGUGGAAAAAGAGAAGGGGACAGAAGACCUGAAACGGCAGAAGAAAGAAAGAAAGAAUCAAAGGCCGAGGAAAACAAAGAUGACAAAGAAAGCGGAAAGUUUUUCCAUCAAGGAGAUAUUCGACUAACAGACAAGCAAAAAGAAGCAUUGGACAAAGCACGGACUAGUGGCCUUAAAAGAGAUGUCAUCCAUUAUGCAUCAGCCAAAUGGCCUGACCAAACAGUCUAUUAUAAAUUGGACGCCAGUCUCAGCGCUACUGCGAAACAAGCCAUUUUGGACGCCAUCAGGGAUUUUGAGGAUUACACAUGCCUUGUUUUUGUCGAAAAUUCUGCAGUAAAGCAUUACAUCACAUUCAAAAAGGAUACUGGAUGUUGGUCUUAUGUAGGACGUUUACCCGAAUACUACGUCGACCAGGGGUGGGAGCAGACACUGUCUAUUGGUGAUGGAUGUGAGUACAAAGGAACUGCAAUCCAUGAAAUCAUGCACGCCAUUGGUUUCUUCCAUGAACAUUCGCGAAACGAUAGAGAUCAGUUUGUGAAAGUCAACUUCGAGAACAUGGAUUCCUCAAUGCAAUCACAGUUUUCAAAAGAUGCCAAUCAGAUAAGUCUAGGCGUUGCCUAUGACUACAACAGCGUAAUGCAUUACCCUGAUUGGGCGUUCAGUAACAAUGGCAAACCGACCCUUGAGGCUAUUGGUGACGCUGCAGGAGCUGAAAUCGGGCAAAGAGACGGAUUUACUGCAGGUGACAUCGAACAAGUGAGAAAGUAUUAUGACUGCGAUGCAGCUACACCACAGAAGAGAUUCUUUGCAAAGAUUUUGAAGAGAACAACAACUGAUCGCAAGACAAAGGACAAGGCUGGAGGUAAAUGUGACGCUAAAUUCAAGAAGGAACAAGAAAAGAAGGAAGAAAAGCAAAAGAAGAAGGAGGAGAAGAAGAAGGAUAAGGAUGAAAAGAAGGACAGCAGUAAGGAUGAAUAGAAAGAAGAUAAGAAAGAAGGCAACGAGAUUAUAAAACUUUGUUUAGAAUAUGAAUCAAGUAAAGAGGCAUUUGUGGAAUCCAUAUUGCACAAUUGUUUCUAUUUAAGUUGCAAACUACCAUUGCUUAUUAUAUUUAGUUUAUCUAAAUGCAAUGUUUUUCAAAAUUUAUUCUAUUGUCAAUAAAUUUCAUGUAAUGAACAUUGUUGAGUUUGUCGUGUAUAAAACGAUAGAUAAGAUUUAAAAAUGUUUA
Messenger RNA from Rhopilema esculentum, 1439 nucleotides. RefSeq names its product zinc metalloproteinase nas-13. The record is from RefSeq and is a predicted model, not a curated record. NCBI's taxonomy places the organism in Eukaryota, Metazoa, Cnidaria, Scyphozoa, Rhizostomeae, Rhizostomatidae. Gene Ontology annotation, molecular function: zinc ion binding; metalloendopeptidase activity. Gene Ontology annotation, biological process: proteolysis.